Molecule: messenger RNA, 706 nt
Organism: Anoplophora glabripennis (Asian longhorned beetle)
Lineage: Eukaryota; Metazoa; Arthropoda; Insecta; Coleoptera; Cerambycidae
Product: potassium/sodium hyperpolarization-activated cyclic nucleotide-gated channel 1-like
Exons: 3
Source: RefSeq, a predicted model, not a curated record
CCCAAAUAAUACAGGUGUGGACGAAAUACGCGAAUGCAGACAACAAACGUUAUUCUCUGCAUAAACAAUUUGAGGAGUAUAUAAAAUACAAGGAGUUGCCGAUAAAUUUACGUGGGAGGUUCAUCUCCUACUUCCAGUUCAAGUUUCACAAGCACUUCUUCAAGGAGUCCGACAUAAACAACAUGAUAUCUCCCUUCAUAAAACAGGAAAUACUGAUGCACGUUACGAGAAACCACAUAGAAAAGGUGGACUUCUUCAAGCACCUCCCUGAGAACGUCCUGAUGAAGGUCGUCGCCCACCUAAAGUCCGAGAUUUACCUGCCUGGGGACGUCAUCAUCAGCGCGGGGACCACCGGUACCAGCAUGUUUUUCAUAUACCACGGCACCGUCGCCAUUUUUACACCUAGUGGUAAAGAGAUUUGCCAUCUGGAGGAUGGCGCCCACUUCGGUGAGAUAGCCCUGAUCCUUAGCGAGACUCGAGUCGCCAACGUCGUAGCAGUCACCGCCAGCGAACUGUUCACGUUGAGGCGUACCGAUUUUUUGGCCACAAUCGAUCCAUAUCCCGAAUGCAAGGAUCAGCUUAUGACAUUAGCUGCAGAGAGGUUGCAUAAGGCCAUUACUCAUACGUAAAUGUUAGAAACGGGACGUUUGUUAGUUCCAUCGUCACUGUUUAGUUUGAGGUUAUGAGGUAGUUGUUGAAAGUUAUA